AUGAGUUAUAACCCAUUCUGGCCUUCAUGGAGAAAAAGCACAUUUAGAGGAACUGGAGAACUCCUUUGGAAAGCUCUCAGGAUUUCUUAUAAGAUUGACAGGAUUGCUGUGCCGCUUUUAAUCCCACCUGCAGUAUUCUUGACUUGGAUUAGUGGGAAUAAUUGGGUCACCGAUAAAGAUAAGAAGAAUCCUUAUGUGGAAGAAGUCUUGACUCUCCUUCUAGGCUAUCGAGCAUGACUAGUGGAAAAAUCUCUAAUUUGGCAAAAUUAACUUAAUGUUAGGUCGCUAAAAUUUUUUGAAAUAAUAAUUUAGUAUAUAAUUCAUGGUGAUUAUAACGAAAUCUCUUAUUAAUUAACUUGCAUAAAUUUUAUAAUUUAUUAGCUCCAUUUAAAAUAUUUAAAAAAGCCUCUAUAAAAAAUUUAUAUAAGUUUUAAUAAAAAGUUAGCCUCUCUGUUAAUGAGCAAAAAAUCUUGCCCACUAACUAAAUAGGGAGUGAGAAAGAAAGCUGAAGGUAAAUAUGAUGGAGAGGUCAUAGGCAUAAGACCGCAUCAUUAUACUUAA
This is a messenger RNA of Blepharisma stoltei, 561 nucleotides long. The record is from the annotation of a GenBank genome assembly. NCBI's taxonomy places the organism in Eukaryota, Ciliophora, Heterotrichea, Heterotrichida, Blepharismidae.